Molecule: messenger RNA, 4124 nt
Organism: Misgurnus anguillicaudatus (oriental weatherfish)
Lineage: Eukaryota; Metazoa; Chordata; Actinopteri; Cypriniformes; Cobitidae
Gene: samd4a
Product: sterile alpha motif domain containing 4A
Biological process (GO): nuclear-transcribed mRNA poly(A) tail shortening; regulation of mRNA stability; negative regulation of translation
Cellular component (GO): P-body
Molecular function (GO): protein binding; mRNA binding; translation repressor activity
Source: RefSeq, a predicted model, not a curated record
UGCAGUUCAAGAAUUCAAGGGCGGAAUCAAAUGUAUCCCCGUUUCCUUUUCGACACUUUGUAACCCACUUUCAUCAGCGAGGCAAAGUUACUAUGUAACUUUCUAAAGCAAAUACGUGCGUGUAAGUCUAAAAGACUUACAACCAGCAGAUCAUCGACGGACUAAACUUUUUAGCUACCGUGCCUCUCUUAAAACACUGUCAACAAAACUAAACCUUCGCUCCAAUAUCGUCGGGUUUGAUGUGGAAACCUAUUUCCCUAAAACUCCCUGAUCAGUCGUCUCCUGUAGGACAGGCAACACGAUCUCCUCCUAACUCUAUUCUCUAUUUUUGUGCUUCCUUGUGCUGCCAAGCCCCUGACGUAAUGCUCCGUGUUAAUUAUUAGCAUGUGGGAAGUGAUGCCGAGACUCUCCUCUGCUGCUUAAACAAGAGCGACUGACUGCGGGGAGAAAAACCUCGUCAUGAUGGCAAAACACACUGACCCAGAGUGAAGGGACACCCGCUCCCCCGUCCCGUCUUGUCCCGUCCUGCGAUCAGCACCCAUGCAACUGCGCCUUUAGGUGGAUGAUAAAAGAUGUUUUCUGCUGAAAAUGCCAUCUGGACAGACACUGUAUGCUGGAGGAAAGCUGAGGAAUAGUUUGUAAGCCCAUAGGGAUUCCCUACCACCAAGCCUAACACCAGAACCCAAGAACAAAGAUGCGACACAUCGGAACCCAAUAGCGUAACAUCUCAGCUGGCUAUUUUUAUUCAAACCUCAAAGUAAAAAGGGAAACUCGAGUGUUAUUUUUGGAUACAUCUCCAUGGUGAGACUCCUUUGAGCUGCAAGGAAUCACAGGCGCUUAGGAAGGAAUCCAGAGAGUCUUGGCCAUCUUUCCGUCUCUAGAAAACCCAGAGUCUUGGUGUCCCGUGCCACCCCACUAGAUCAUGAUGUUUCGUGACCAAGUGGGAGUCCUCGCCGGUUGGUUUAAGGGGUGGAAUGAAUGCGAGCAGACGGUGGCGUUAUUGUCGCUCCUCAAGCGCGUCAGCCGUACCCAAGCGCGCUUCCUGCAGCUCUGUUUGGAGCAUUCCUUGGCCGACUGCACCGAGCUUCAUGUUCUGGAAAGAGAAGCCAAUAACCCAGUGUUGAUAAGUCAGUGGCAGACUGAACCGAAAGAGCGGGUCAUCUCUCUGGUUCUGACCCAUCUGCCUCUCCUUAAACCGGGCAAUGCAGAGGCCAAGGUGGAAUACAUGAGUCUGUUACCCAAAAUAUUGAGCCACACCAUCGAACAUGGCCGGCACCUUGAGGAAAGCAGGCAGCUUCUGUCGUACGCUCUCAUCCACCCGGCGACGUCUCUCGAAGACCGGGCAAACCUUGCCCUUUGGCUCAACCACCUGGAAGAACGGGCGGCCGCCCGAGGAGCUGGAGACUCCUUGGAGCGGGCGCCUUCAUCUCAUCACGGGCAACCUCCGCACCUUUACACCCACCACCAGCGCUACGGCUCAGAUGACCGUCUUAACGGCUGGCAGAGCUCAAGGGGCUCCGGGCUGGGAAGUUGGCAGCAGCAGCCGCAACAGGGUUGUGAAAACGGGCAUCUUUCGCUGUACCCAUCAUCCUCUGUUCCUUCCACUAUCAACGCCGUAGGUACAGGCAGUGGGACCAACACAAUGCUGACGGGCGGGCAACACAGUCCUCUGAGGCGUUCGGUGUCUCUGACCCCUCCGAUGAGCGGCGGAUCGAAUCAGCCGCUGGGGCACGGCUGGCUCUCUCAGGAGGACUUGCGUCCCCGCGGGCCGGCCCCUGACCACGCCCCUCUCUCUCCUCAGAGCAGCGUGGCGUCUUCGGGCAGCGGAGGCAGCGAGCAUCUGGAGGAACACGCUGCCGUUCGGAGUACAUUCCAUGAGGAGGGAAGCGGAAUGAGAGAUGUUCCAUCAUGGCUGAAGAGUCUGCGUCUCCAUAAGUAUUCUGCACUGUUUUCCUCCAUGACCUAUGAUGAGAUGAUGUCACUCACAGAGCAGCAGCUGGAAGCUCAGCAAGUUACCACAGGGGCGCGACACAAGAUCAUCAUCAGUAUUCUGAAGCUGAAGGACAGACAAAAUAUGCUGCGCUGUCUAGAGAAGGACAUACUGGAGGGAGGGAAUUUACGCGCUCCUUUACAGGAGCUCCACCAGAUGAUCCAGACACCCAUUAAGGCCUGCAGCACAGAAGAGUCGUCACAGCGCCACCCGCUGAGCGCUGAAGGGAAAAGCACCAUGGCCAGUUCUCAUCUCGGCGGAGGAGAGACGGAAAGCAGCUCGACGGUCAUAGCCGAGGGGGACAUACCUGCUCAAUUCACCCGUGUCAUGGGCAAAGUUUGCACACAACUCCUUGUCUCCGGAUCAGAUGAGGAGAACAUUAGUUCCUACCUACAGCUUAUUGAUAAGUGCCUUAUCCACGAGGCCUUCACGGAGACGCAGAAGAAGAGGUUGUUGUCAUGGAAACAGCAGGUGCAGGUGCAGUUUCGGUCAAUCUCGCGGAAAACUCUGCUGGACCUAACAGGACCCAGAAGAAGUAGCCGCUACGGCCAAUCCAACUCCCUCCCGACCUCUGGCUGCGUGGGCAGCGGCGUUCCCACCCGGAGGAACCUGCGGCAGUAUCAAAUGAGAAAUUUGUCUUGCGUGAGACCCCUUUUGGGCACCACCGGGCUGUUCGGACCAACCCCCAGGAGUGGCAGUAGCACACCGACCGGCCUGAAACAGGGAAGACAGGGUUUGUGGUUUGCCAAUCCGGGGGGCAGCAACAGCAUGCCCAGCCGCACCCACAGCUCAGUUCAGAGGACUCGAUCGCUCCCCGUCCACACCAACCCACAAACCCUGGCCAUGUUCCAGCAGACAGAUUUGCAAGUGCCUGUGACUGAGCCUGACAUCAAUAACCGUUUGGAGUCUUUAUGUCUCAGUAUGACAGAACAUGCUCUCGGAGAUGGUGUCGAUCGAACUUCAACCAUCUGAAAGGAGGACGGAGAAUGAAGGUGGCAAGCCUGGCAACAGGGGAAAGAUCAUCAUGAGGUCACGAGCCCCUCUGUCUACAAAACCCCCUCCCUCCCUUUCCACCUGUUCAUCUAACACCACACAGCUGACGGUAGGGGUGGUAUUCGGUUCGGGGCAUGGUCUGCACAGUGCCAAUCAUCACAUUUUGGACGGCUUCACUCAAGCAAGCUGUCACAAUGACUACUGUGUGUUUACAUUGGAUUUUGGGAGAAUUUUAACGCUCAAAACCUUUAAUUCCUCCGAGGAAAGGCUCAUUGUGAUGACGGUCCGUCAGGCGUGACGGCCCACCCUGAGACCUUCAGGUAGCUGUCAACGAAGUCGCUUUAUCAAAACCAGCUCAAUGACAUAUCGUUACAUGUUUUCUGUUAACUGCCAACAGGUUUAUGAAGUCAGUCUGUGCGUGGCCUACAAAUAUGACAUAAUAGUAUGUUGUUUACACAUAAUGCUGUCAGAGAUAUCGGGACAGUGAUUUUUGUUUUUUUAACAGAUGCGAGUGUCAACGGUGUACAGCUUUAGUUUCCUACGUGGCCUUCAUAGUUUACAUUUGUAUUGUUUUUUAUUAUUUUGUUUUUUGUGCCAGCUGGAAAGCUGUUUUGCAGCACUAUCGAGGCAGAGACGGAGCUACGGAUGGUACUCCAAAAAAAAAUGGCAAGAGAAAGUGAUGGAACAGAGGUUAGAUGAUGUGAUUGGAUGGGAAAACAGGAAGUGAUGCAAGAGGCGUAGAGGUCUGUGGAGAUGUGAAGGAGCGAGGGACGUCACAGAUGGAUAUUGAAGUGCAAAGGUUGAGGGAAAUCAGGAGGUCAUAGUUUGGCUCUGAGUCGACAGAUAUGAGCAUGCGUUUGUUAGUCCGUAUGGGAGAAAUGCCAGCAAAUGCAAGUAGAUGUAAAGGUCGAGGUAAGGUUGGAAAUUUAGACGUUAUUUUGGGCCUUUGGAGUGGAUGCAAACAUGGUCAAACAUGCUACAUUUUAGCUUGAAAGGAAUCACAUUAGCCAUAAUCUAUUUUAGAUAAACACAGAAGGAUUGGUGGAUGUGUAAAGCUUUUCAGAAAUGCAAAAAUGUGAUUCUCUACAGUAGGUCUGAAGUUGCAUUACAAUGCUUUAAGGGAUAGUUCACCCAAAAAUAA